CAUUGCGAUGAAGACGACUGAAGGUUCCGGUUCACACACGGAAACAGUGCAGAGCACGAACUGAAAGAAGUGGGCUUGCUGGUUUGCUGCAGUUAUAUUAAGGACCUCGUCUCCUAUGGAGUCACUUAACACGUUUGAGUCUGAGAUGGAGGCUGAUGGACAGGGGAACUACUCUCUUUUUCCUGCUCUGGACAGCAUUGCAAGUCUGUCUGGGACCGCUGAAACUCUGGAGAGCGAACCACCUAGUGAAAUUGCAGAGAAGCCAAACCUCACAUGGCUCGAUGCUGCACAGAUUGUGUUGGAAGAAGCUGGACGUCCCAUGCACAUAAAGGAGAUUAAACAGAGAAUCAUCGACAGGGGACUUGUUCAAUCCAAUGCCAAGUCAAGCCUGGAGGCCGUCAUGUACCGUGAGACACAAAAAGGCAGCAGGAGAUUCAAGAGGAUUGAGAACAGAAACGGAGUCUUUGCACUGCUGACUGAUGAGGAGCGACAGCAGGCCCUGCAGGCCUUCACUGCCCAGUCCUUCCUGGGCUCUCCACAGCAGAAUACCAUCUCCAGUUCUGGCUCAGGUGCCUCGGCGCCCGCCUUCCCAUCCCCCACCAGUUCCUCAGAGCAUAAGACUAAAAUGAAGAGAGGUUCACGAAAAAACCAGAACGAGAAGUACCGACUCAAGUACCUCAGACUGCGCAAGACUGCCCGUGCCAUGAUAUUUGAGAAUGCCGCCCUCUGUGAUGAAGUGGCCCACUUAGAAGAAAAGUUUCUGAGAGCAAAGGAGGAGCGGAGGUUUUUACUGAAGUCGCUGUUGCAGUACCAGUCCUUGACAGAGGGGGAGAUACUGCCCACACCCAGCUCAAGCUCUCAUCCACCUGUGCCGCCAGUGCCGUUAACUUCAGGUCCUGCGGGGGCCUCGGGUCUGUCUGGAGGGCACAGCCUGGCAUCAGUGGUGUCAACAGGGGAAGACGGACCCCUUAAAAAACCAAAGAAAGAAAGGAAAGAGCGAGGCAGGGAGAAUGGAAAGGAGGAAUUUCCAAAGAAGAUGUCUAAGAAGAGAAAGCUGGCAGACGGGUCUCGGAAGCUGGUGCAGCCCAUCCCUCUGGAUUCGUCCGGUCGUCCCGUCUUUCCCAUCGUCCUGGGAGGUUUAACGGUCUACAGUCUGGGAGAGAUCAUCACAGACAGGAUGUUGUUCCAUGAUGAGUGUGCCAUCUACCCAGUGGGCUUCUGCAGCACCAGAGUCUUUGCCAGCAUGAAAAACCCCGACCAGCAGUGCCUCUACACCUGCCAAAUCAAGGAUGGGGGAACAGGUCCACAGUUUGAGAUUGUGCCUGAAGAAGAUCCUCAGAACGCCAUCGUGGCCUCCUCUGCCCUGACGUGCCACUCCAAUCUACUGAAGGCCAUCGCAUCUGUCAGUUCCAAGUCUGUGGUGCCCAUCGUGCCGUCAGGAGCUGACUUCUUCGGCUUCUCCCACCCCACCAUCCAGAAUCUCAUCCAGAGUUGUCCCGGAGCACGCAAAUGUAGCAACUACCGAUGGAUACGUUUUGAGGUGUGUCGCCCUGGUGAUGGCCAGAUUCCUCAUAGCCUAUCAGAAGACGAUGCCUCGGUCAACUUUGAGGCCUACCAGAGACACCAAGGCUUUGAUGAGAACAUCAAGUCGGAGCACAUUACAGGACAGACACCGUCUCCCAGCUCCUCCCAUCAGCACCACCUGACCUCCCCAACCAUGAAGCCCUCUACCUCGUAUUACAGCUCCUGAUUCCGAAAGCGCCACUGAAAUCAAUCAAACCAGUGCCCGUGAACUUUCAAUGUUUAAUACAAGGCUUGUUUUUUUUUUCCUGGUUCAGUAAUUCAGGAAACAGAAGAAACUCAAGGCAAUGUUAUUUAUUGUGUGUCAUCUUCUGCAUUAGAGGGGAUGUGUGCAAAGGUUAUUCUGCUUUCCCCUUAUACAAGUUUUGGUACAUAGUGCACUAUUGCUGGUACUUAAAGUUGCAGUUACAAGACAUUGCAGUGAACAAUUCUUUCCAGGUGAAACAAUAGUAUAUCAUGUUUGACUUAUCAAAAAUGUCACAGCAUUUCCAUCUGGUUAACUUUGAAGUGAAAGAACUGCCUUGGAAUAUAACACACCGUCAUAAACUAUGUUGCUGAUUUGUCAUUUAUUUGUCAAAAAGACUUAUUUCUGUUGUAAACUUCAAAAUCCUGAGUUUUGUUAAAAUAAAAACACAUUUGUCAAGAUUUUCUA
Chelmon rostratus (copperband butterflyfish) is the source of this 2233-nucleotide messenger RNA. RefSeq names its product transforming growth factor beta regulator 1 (gene fyrd1). Gene Ontology annotation, biological process: regulation of DNA-templated transcription; regulation of cell cycle. The transcript has 15 exons. The coding region runs from base 116 to 1750 and encodes 544 amino acids. Lineage: Eukaryota; Metazoa; Chordata; Actinopteri; Chaetodontiformes; Chaetodontidae. Gene Ontology annotation, cellular component: nucleus. The record is from RefSeq and is a predicted model, not a curated record.